AUGAUAGCUGAAAAUCACACUGCACCUUACAGGCCUGUUGAGAUACCUUACGCGAAUUAUGUGCCAGUAAUUCCAAUUUCUGUAAAGUACAUAGAUAAAUACAUUCAACCGGUUAUUGUAUCCGCUAUUGGUGCGUUUGGAAUCUUCACAAACUUUCUCAGCAUCUGUGUUUUCAUCAAACAAGGAAUCAAGGAUUGCGUCAGUGUAUGUUUGAUUUCUUUGUCAGUCACGGAUUUGUCAUCAGUCAUGGCGUCGUUUCUGGCAGAGUGCAUUAAAAUCAACCCGAACCUGGAGUUUGAUCCCAUAGCCAUACAUCACAUGCUGAUUCGUAUAUCAGGCAUGUUCUACCACAGCUCCACAUUAACUACUGCACUUUUGGCAUUGGAAAGAUGCCUCUGUGUGUCAUGGCCGAUUAAGUUCAAGGAUUUCUUCACGCUUAGGAGAUCUCUUUUUGCUAUGGUCCUUAUUACGCAUUAG
Candidula unifasciata is the source of this 477-nucleotide messenger RNA. NCBI's taxonomy places the organism in Eukaryota, Metazoa, Mollusca, Gastropoda, Stylommatophora, Geomitridae. The record is from the annotation of a GenBank genome assembly.